Megalops cyprinoides (Indo-Pacific tarpon) is the source of this 1546-nucleotide messenger RNA. Its product is annotated as poly(U)-specific endoribonuclease-C-like. The transcript is spliced from 7 exons. The coding region runs from base 88 to 960 and encodes 290 amino acids. Gene Ontology annotation, molecular function: RNA endonuclease activity. The record is from RefSeq and is a predicted model, not a curated record. Lineage: Eukaryota; Metazoa; Chordata; Actinopteri; Elopiformes; Megalopidae.
GGUACCGUUACCGUAAUGAGAGGGAGUUGAGCGAUGAGGAAGGAGCUGUGUGCGUUCUGUUACUGAAGUUUACAGGAGUAACCGACAAUGGCACGGGGGGAAGCUGUGAACCAGGAGCUGUCUGCUGUUCUGAAUGAGCUGUGGAAACUGGAUGUGAACCGGCUGAAACCAGGGAAGGACUACACCAUAUCCCUGCAGGGGAAGGCGGGGUACGUGGCGCAGGGCAGCAACAGCGCCAGGGAUCGGGCCCGGGAUCCUCUCUUCUCCUUCGUCAAUGAGGACAAACUGAGGAGCAUCGAGACCUACGCUCACUUCAUAAACCUGCUGGAUAACUAUGAGAUGUCCACCGGCCUGUCAGAGACCGUCACCUCUCAGGAGCUGCAGGAGAACCACCUCUUCCUGGAUGCCAUUUUGGAGACGGAGGUCAUGAAGCGUGCGCACAGGUACCUCGUCAGUAAGGGGAAGUCUCCAGCAGACGAGAGGCAGUUUAAGGACCAGCUGUAUGACAUCUGGUUCCGCCUGUACCACCGAGACAGGAGUGGAGGAGAGGACUCCUGCGGCUUUGAGCACGUGUUCGUCGGAGAGACAAAGCGCGGGAAGGAGAUCAUGGGCUUCCACAACUGGGUGCAGUUCUACCUGCAGGAGAAGCACAAGCACGUGGACUACAAGGGCUACAAAGCCAGGGCCAACAAAGACCAGCCUGAUGAGGACGACCAUGUGCUGAACCUGCAGUUCAGCUGGAAGGGCCUGGUGAAGCCCGUGGGCAGCUCCUUCAUCGGGGUGAGCCCUGAGUUCGAGGUAGCCCUCUUCACCAUUGUCUUCCUCAUUUCCAACGAGAAGGUGACCAAUGUCAUCGUGAAGGUGGACGAGUAUCACCUGGAGGUGGUGGUGUACCGGCACGGCCGCUCCAUUGGGACCUCCUACCCUAAACUGCUGAGCAGCAACAACAGGCCCCUGUAGCACCACACCCACUGUACAUGUAAUUAGUGACCCAAAAUCACUGACCUGAGAUCAGCUUUAGCUAUUUGCAGGAAAUGAUUCAGGGCUGGACAGCUGAUCCCUGAUCAGUGCACUAUACUACUCUCAGGUUACCCCAGUCCCUGAUCCCUGGUGUCCAGUCUUGCCUAAGCGUCCACUGUGGACAUCUUUGCACUUGCUUUCAGAUAGGUGUAUGAACCUCCUUAAGAUUGAAUUUAGUCAUCUGCAGACAGUCUGCCUGUAUUAACAAUGAGUAUUAAAGCCAAGAUUAGCUUUUAACUCAAUGCGCUCAAUAUCAACUAUACUUGUUCAUGCUCUAUGCAGUCAGUCAUACAACAAGCCUGUUAUGUAUCUAUAACCAAAGAUUAGUCCUAGGUUCAGUUUCAGCCACAUAUUAAUGUAUUUGUAUUAUUUUUUCUGGUCCUACUACCUUUCAGAUUGUAUGUAAUCAUAUUUUACUCUAGGCUUCCGUAAGCAUGAGACAUUCCCACAUGAGAGCUGACAGCAAAAUAUCCUCAGUUUCAGUUACCAUGUUGGUAAAGAUUUCAGUUUCUCUUUUUGCAUGUCA